Messenger RNA from Ostertagia ostertagi, 531 nucleotides. The record is from the annotation of a GenBank genome assembly. NCBI's taxonomy places the organism in Eukaryota, Metazoa, Nematoda, Chromadorea, Rhabditida, Trichostrongylidae.
GACGAUAUUGACGUGACCAAAAACACGAUCUACAUUGAUAGGAAUACUGUCAGCUUAGCCAUCGAUGCGACAAAACUCAAUCAUCUCGGUGUAGCCUGGUCUUUAACUGUGAAAACCACGACUGGAUCAUGUUAUGUUCAGGCGCGCGUCAUCUCCUCACUUACAGUAUUACCAGGUUUCACGUCAAGCGGCAGCGACUUUGUGGCAGAUUCGCCAUUUUCGGCAAGGGAUAACAUCUGCGGGGAAGGAGCACCAAAUCAGUUCGGCGAGUGCGUUUGUCCUACAGGAUACAGCGGAGAGUACUGCGAUAAGCCGACUUGUAAGAACGGCGGCACGAGAUCGAUGUCGAUCUGUGUAUGCAGAACGGGUUACUAUGGACAGCUGUGCGAAUCAAGCGUUUUUCCACUGCCCAGUACUUCACCACCGACAGUGCCUACAACAACGGUGGCACCUGAAGCGUCCACCAACAAGGCACAUGUCUUUUACUAUUUGUUUAUUGUUAUUUUCUCAGUUGCCUUGUCUUUGUUUUAA